AAUAAUUAGCUUAGCGAUUUUAGGAAGGAGGUUCAAAGGGGGUUGUGCGCAUUUUCCGCGCAAUUUGUCCUCCCGUGUAAUUUUCUUAAACUUCUGCAUUGCCAAUCUGCCAUUUUUUUUUCCGGAAUAGUACACCAUUCGACUCCUUCCAGGGAAAUACAAGAAAGUUGAGGGGGAGAAAUAGAUAGCUAAAUAUCUAUUUGACUUGCGGACUCAGAAACACCAAGAUUGUAAAAUCGUAUUAGAAUAUUUUAUAUUAAAAUUGAUGUUUAAUUGUGAUCCAACUGGUUCAUAUUCAACUUAAUUAGUCUUUGAUAUGAGAUUUUUCUGGCCGAACCGCCAGUACGGUACGGUUCAAUCCUUAAUUAAUCUCAAAUAUCAUCCAGGGUGUUGUUUCUAAUGCAUAUAUAAUUUUGUUUUCGAUGCAUUCAUUUUUUGCGAGUGCAUACUAUGCACCUGCUUCGUAAUCGCCUUUUUAGCAUAUGAUUUAUGUCGAAACGAUGUCAUCAUCACCCGGGAUAUAACGGACAAGAAAACAUAUGAAUUUGCACAAAUAAUAUUCAAAAUUUACUUUGAUACGAAGGAUUUAGGAUCAGGAUUUGCAAUUUGGGGUUUUGAGUCGGGGUUCAAGAGUAAAGAUUUAAUCUUAAAAAAAAAUAUUGCUACUUUUAUUUUUAACCCCACCUCACUCUAAGUGCUAAGAUCGCCAUUGCAUGUACACACACAAGACAUAACAUUAAACCAAGGAGGCUCGUUUGCAAUUAAGUCGCAGUACGAUAUGCGCUCUAUCAUUCGUUCAACAUAACUAUACACCAAGGAUUAUAGAGCAUUAUACUUGAGGUCGCACAGAAAAAUUCAAUAAUAUGGUAUUUCAUGUUGAAAUAUUGUUUCACCCAUUUCAUACCGCUAAACAAUCUAACACGGAGACACAUAAGAUGCUUUUACAAUGAUGACGUGGCACGAGCCCAUUGGCCGAUCGCGUAGCAUUAUUCUUAUUAUUAUCAACCAUAUUAAUAGCCAAAAAAAGGGUUUGAACUUUUCUUUGCUGCCUGCUGGAAAUAGCAAUAAUAACAAGUAGUGGUAUUUAAUUAUUAUCGGAUAUAUCUCUCAAUUUACCGCUGAGAAUUAUUGUGUGGGAAUUGAAUUUCCUAUUUUUAAUUUUUUGUGGCCCAAGGACCUGAGAAUCUCUCCAAUUACCAAGGAAGGACGACAAAACCCCCUUUGGUAGCCGCACUAUAAAAUCCCCCUCCCAAUCCUCCUUUCAAUCGGCACUGCGAAUGAGCGAAACUGUAAGAAACUCCUCCUCCUUGUAACCCUUUCCUUUUUCCCCCCUCUGUUCUCUUCUCCGAGGCUCCCUCUGCCUCCAAUAAUAAUAAAUAAAUAAACCUUCUUGGUCCUUCUUCCCCUGCUAUUUCCCACUAUAUUAGCUUAGCUAUAUAUACGUAAGAAUUAUAUAUAUAAAAUUCUUAUCGAAGGACAAGAUGACGAUCCGCAUUGAGCAAUCCGAGGCCGUCAACAACGCUGCUCCCGCAGUGGUUGUGGAGCAGAAGAACAAAGUCGUCGGAGAAGAGAAGGAGGAAUUGGUGUUGGAUGGUGGGUUUGUGGUGCCCGACAAAGUCGUCUCCAGCCAUGGGUUCGCCGCCCCGGAUAUCAACGCCUUCGGCAAUUCAUUCAGGAACUACAAUGCAGAGAACGAGAGGCAGAAGACGGUGGAGAAUCUGUACAGGGAGCAGCACACUACCCAGACCCUUGAUUUCGUGAAGAAGAUGAGGGCAGAGUACGGGAAGCUGAACAGGGCAGAAAUGAGCAUAUGGGACUGCUGCGAGCUGCUCAACAGCGUGGUGGACGACAGCGACCCAGAUUUGGACGAGCCCCAAAUCCAGCAUCUGUUGCAGUCCGCCGAGGCAAUCCGCAAGGACUACCCUAAUGAGGAUUGGCUCCACCUGACCGCCCUUAUCCACGAUCUUGGGAAGAUUCUGCUUUUGCCACAGUUUGGUGGGCUGCCCCAAUGGGCCGUGGUGGGUGAUACUUUCCCUUUGGGUUGUGCUUUUGACGAGUCCAAUGUUCACCACAAGUACUUUGCUGAGAAUCCCGACAGCAAGAACCCAAUCUACAGCACAAAGAAUGGAGUUUACAAGGAAGGGUGUGGCCUUGACAGUGUCUACAUGUCGUGGGGCCACGAUGACUACAUGUACCUGGUGGCCAAGGAGAACAAGACCACCUUGCCUUCAGCUGCAUUGUUCAUCGUCAGAUACCACUCGUUCUACCCUUUGCACAAGCACGGGGCGUACAAGCACCUGAUGAACAAGCAGGACGAGGAGGAUAUCAAGUGGCUCCACAUCUUCAACAAAUAUGAUUUGUAUAGCAAGAGCAAGGUUCAUGUUGAUGUUGCAGCAGUCAAGCCGUACUACCAAUCCCUCAUUGCCAAAUAUUUCCCAGAGAAACUGAGAUGGUGAUUUGGCAACGAGGAAGAGGAAGGAGGUUCAUGUCUUUGGAAGAGAGUAGUGGUGCCCAUGAAAGCUUUUA
Molecule: messenger RNA, 2526 nt
Organism: Linum trigynum
Lineage: Eukaryota; Viridiplantae; Streptophyta; Magnoliopsida; Malpighiales; Linaceae
Source: the annotation of a GenBank genome assembly